AUGCCUCGUGCUCCAAGAACUUACUCUAAAACCUACUCGGUUCCAAAACGUCCUUAUGAAUCUGCUCGUUUAGAUGCUGAAUUAAAAUUAGCCGGUGAAUAUGGUUUGAAAAACAAACGUGAAAUUUACAGAAUUUCUUUUCAAUUAUCCAAAAUUCGUCGUGCUGCCAGAGAUUUAUUGACCAGAGAUGAAAAAGACCCAAAACGUUUAUUCGAAGGUAAUGCCUUAAUUAGACGUUUAGUUAGAUUAGGCGUCUUACCUGAAGAUAAAAAAAAAUUAGAUUAUGUCUUGGCUUUGAAAAUUGAAGAUUUCUUAGAAAGACGUUUACAAACUCAAGUCUUUAAAGCUGGUUUAGCCAAUUCUAUUCACCACGCCAGAGUCUUGAUCACUCAAAGACACAUUGCUGUCGGUAAACAAAUUGUUAACAUUCCAUCCUUCAUGGUCAGAUUAGAUUCCCAAAAAUACGUUGACUACGCUUCAACUUCUCCAUUAGGUGGUGGUAGACCAGGUCGUGUUGCCAGAAAAAACCAAAACAAAGGUUCUAAAGAAGAUGAAGAAGAAGAAGAAGACUAA
Ascoidea rubescens DSM 1968 is the source of this 573-nucleotide messenger RNA. Its product is annotated as 40S ribosomal protein uS4. The record is from RefSeq and is a predicted model, not a curated record. The transcript is spliced from 2 exons. Lineage: Eukaryota; Fungi; Ascomycota; Saccharomycetes; Ascoideales; Ascoideaceae. Bases 1 to 573 code for a protein of 190 amino acids. Gene Ontology annotation, cellular component: cytosolic small ribosomal subunit. Gene Ontology annotation, biological process: translation; positive regulation of translational fidelity. Gene Ontology annotation, molecular function: rRNA binding; structural constituent of ribosome.